This is a messenger RNA of Panicum virgatum (switchgrass), 1164 nucleotides long. RefSeq names its product VQ motif-containing protein 4-like. The record is from RefSeq and is a predicted model, not a curated record. The transcript has a single exon. The coding region runs from base 124 to 783 and encodes 219 amino acids. NCBI's taxonomy places the organism in Eukaryota, Viridiplantae, Streptophyta, Magnoliopsida, Poales, Poaceae.
UUCUCUCACCCUCCGCCGCUGCCUCCGUUAGCUUCCUCUCUCCCUCUCUCCCCCGCCCCCCGCUGUCUUUCUCACUCACAAGAGAAGCCAGCCAAGGCUGCUGCCAAAGGCGACAUUUUUCUCAUGGACGCCGGCGCAGCGACCACCGCCCGGGAGCGCCCCGCGCCGCCCUCGCCGGUGGCCGCGCUUCCGAUGCCGAUGCCGAUGCCACAGGCGUCGGCGGACCCGUCCAGCCCCUUCCCCACCACCUUCGUCCAGGCGGACACCACCUCCUUCAAGCAGGUGGUCCAGAUCCUCACUGGCACGCCGGAGACCGCGGCGGCCGCUGCGGCGGGCGGGGCGCAGGCGUCGCCUCCGGCCGCGCAGAAGCCCGCGCCCGCGCCCACGGGGCCCAAGAAGCCGGCUUUCAAGCUCUACGAGCGGCGGAGCAGCAUGAAGAGCCUCAAGAUGCUCUGCCCGCUGCUCCCGGCCGCCGCCGCCUUCGCCGCCGGCGGCUCCGCGGGCAACGGGUUCUCCCCUCGGGGGUUCUCGCCGCGCGGGCUGGAGGUUCUGUCGCCGAGCAUGCUGGACUUCCCGUCGCUGGCGCUGGGGAGCCCCGUCACGCCGCUGCCGCCGCUGCCGGGGUCCGACGAGGCCGCGGCCGCCGAGGACCGGGCCAUCGCCGAGAAAGGGUUCUACCUCCACCCGUCCCCGCGCGGCAAUGCGGGCCCCGGCGGCGACCUGCAGGCGCCGCCCAGGCUGCUCCCGCUCUUCCCCGUGCAGUCGCCGACCAGCCGGCCAUGACCGCUUCGUGGCUUCCCCUCCCUUCCUCUAGGCUGGCGCGCUCCUUGCCGGUAUGCUCUGCUCGCUGCUAGUCGCCGUGCUCCUGAAGCGGGAGGCCGACCUGAUCUGUGGAUGAUUUGCUCCUCUCUCCCUCCCUCUCCUGAGCUUUGGGGUGAUUCCUGUAUGUCCAGUCCUCAGAUUUGUAACAGUAAUUCGGCGCAUAAGAGGGAUUAAAUUGAUCACCGAGUUUGAGUGAUGCUCUUGCCCCUCAUUUCUUUUCUUGUCCUCAUCUGAAUUGUAGAUUUUUAGCUUGAAAAUUUUCACCUUUCCUUGCUUCAUGUUCUUGCAUUGACAUGGUUUGGUGGGGCAAGCUUGUACAUUAAGCUGUCAAAACUUGGUCCA